Messenger RNA from Eleginops maclovinus (Patagonian blennie), 4976 nucleotides. It is a transcript of the gene slc9a5, whose product is annotated as solute carrier family 9 member A5. The coding region runs from base 7 to 2922 and encodes 971 amino acids. Gene Ontology annotation, molecular function: potassium:proton antiporter activity; sodium:proton antiporter activity. The transcript is spliced from 17 exons. Gene Ontology annotation, biological process: potassium ion transmembrane transport; proton transmembrane transport; sodium ion import across plasma membrane. The record is from RefSeq and is a predicted model, not a curated record. Gene Ontology annotation, cellular component: plasma membrane. Lineage: Eukaryota; Metazoa; Chordata; Actinopteri; Perciformes; Eleginopidae.
AGGAAGAUGCUGCUGUUGGGGCUGAUGCUGCUGCUGCUGCCCGGCUCUCAGGCCGACCCUCAGGGGGAGCCUCUGCCCGGUGCCCCGCUGGUUCCCCCGGUGCUCCGGGGGCCGGGGCUUGGCUCCUCCUCCCCCCUCCAGGAGGAGCUCGGGGCUUCAGGGGUAGCGCUGGCCCGAUCUACUGUGGAGGAAGAGGCCGGGCCCGGGGACCCAGAGGCCGGGGAGGAGUCUUCUCAUCACGGCGGGGGGUUCCGGGUGGUGCAGUGGGAGUGGAGCUACGUGCAGACCCCCUACAUCAUCGCCUGCUGGCUGCUGGUGGCCAGCGUGGCCAAGAUCCUGUUCCACUUCUCCCAGCGCUUCACCACGGUGGUUCCUGAGAGCUGCAUGCUGAUCCUGCUGGGCCUGGUGCUGGGGGGUGUGGUCCUGUUGGCCAAUAAGAAGCAGCUGUACCAGCUAGAGCCCGCCCUCUUCUUCCUCUUCCUGCUGCCUACCAUCGUGGGCGACGCCGGGUACUUCAUGCCGGCGCGCCUCUUCUUCGACAACCUGGGCGCCAUCCUGCUGUACGCCGUGGUGGGGACGCUGUGGAACGCCUUCUGCACCGGUUUCUGCCUGUACGCCGCCAAGCUGCUGGGGGUCAUAGACGAGCGUGUGGAGGCGGGUCUCAUGGACUUCCUGCUCUUCGGGGCUCUGAUCUCGGCCGUGGAUCCGGUCGCGGUGCUCGCUGUGUUCGAGGAGGUUCACGUCAAUGACACGCUCUUCAUCAUCGUGUUCGGAGAGUCGCUGGUCAACGACGCCGUCACCGUGGUUUUAUAUAAAGUCUACAUCUCCUUCGUGGAGGUCGGGGUGGAGAACGUGCAGACCGCCGACUACUUCAAAGGAGUCGCCUCCUUCCUCAUCGUCAGUGUUGGAGGAACUCUCGUUGGUCUGGUCUUCGCCGUCUUGCUCGGUUUCAUCACUCGUUUCACUAAGAAGGUCCGAAUCAUUGAGCCGCUCUUCGUCUUCCUGCUCGUCUACCUCGCCUACCUCACCGCCGAGCUCUUCUCCCUGUCCGCCAUCCUGUCGAUGACAUUCUGUGGGAUUGGAGCUAAUAAAUAUGUGGAGGCUAACAUCUCUCAGAAGUCCAGAACAACAGUGAAGUACACGAUGAAGACUCUGGCCAGCAUCGCAGAGACCAUCAUCUUCAUCUUCCUCGGCAUCUCCGCCGUGGACAAGUCCAAAUGGGCCUGGGACACGGGCCUGGUGUCCUGCACCCUCAUCUUCAUCUUCGUCUUCAGGGCCGCAGGUGUGAUUGGUCAGACCUGGGUUCUGAACCGGUUCCGGCUCGUCCCGUUGGAUAAGAUUGAUCAGGUGGUGAUGUCGUACGGCGGCCUGCGCGGCGCGGUGGCGUUCGCUCUGGUCGUGCUGCUGGACGCCGAACACGUGAAGGCGAAGGAAUACUUUGUCGCCACGACGAUCGUGGUGGUCUUCUUCACCGUCAUGUUUCAGGGUCUGACCAUCAAGCCCCUGGUGAACUGGCUCAAAGUCCCUCGCUCCACGAACAGGAAGCCCACCAUCAACGAGGAGAUCCACGAGAGGGCCUUCGACCACAUCCUGACCGCAGUGGAGGACAUCGCCGGUCUGCAGGGAUACCACCACUGGAGAGACAAGUGGGAGCAGUUUGAUAAGAAAUACCUGAGUAAGCUACUGCUGAGGAAGUCUGUUUACACCAAGAGUGAGCUGUGGGAGGCGUACCAGAAGAUCAACAUCCGGGACGCCAUCAGCGUCAUCGACCAGGGUGGGAACAUCCUGACCUCCGCUCGUCUCUCCCUCCCCUCGAUGGCCAGCAGAGCUUCGUUCCCUGAAGUCACAAACGUCACCAACUACCUGCGUGAAAACGGCAGCGGUGUGUGUCUGGACCUCCAGGUGAUCGAUAAUGUCCCCGGGGCCAAAGUGGAGGAGGACAGCGAGACACAUCACUUCCUCGCAGGAAACCUGUACAAGCCCAGGAGACGGUACCAGUCCCACUACAGCCGUCACUUCAUGCCUCUCGGGGAGAAGGAGCGUCAGGACCGAGAGGUGUUUCAGAGGAACAUGAAGAUCCGCAUGGAGACGUUCAAGUCCAGCCGCCACAAACGCCACAAGAAGGAGAGGAGCCUCAAGAAGCGGCGAGGGUCCGACAGCAAGGAGGAGGGGGGGGUGGACAAACCCCGACGCAACGUCAGCUGGCAGGACAAGAACCCGGUGGUGGUUCCUGUGGAGUCUGACGCUGAGCACUCAGACGCUGAGAAGGAGGAAGACGUCGGGAUCACCUUCAUCGCUCGCAAACCAGAGACGCCCAAACCAAGAACCAAAUCAGUCCCUGCAGCUCUGGAGGGAUGUGAAAGCCCCCCCCCAGCCACACCCCCCUCCCCCCCGUCCGGAAACUCCCACCUCCCGUGGAAGGGGGGGGUCGGGUCGCCCCCCCCCUGUGUGUCGGUGGAGGCCACAAAGAUCAUCCCGGUGGACCUUCAGAGGGCCUGGAACCAGAGCAUCUCCUCCCUGGAGAGCAUUUCCUCCCCCCCCGGCCCCCCCGAGCCCCUGCACCCCCGAGUCAGCGCUCUGUCCAGGCUGGGAGGCCCAAGACCCACCUCCUACACCCCCCCGGGAAGCUUUGCCUCCUACAUCCCCCCGGGCCCUGCCUCCCCCAUCGCUGCCCCGGAGAAGAAGAUGGAGAAGGAGGCGGAGGAGAAUGAAGAGGAGGAUGAAGAGGAGGAGGCGUUGCAGGAAGUCCAGCCCCUCAUGUCGUCUCUGAGGACGCCCCCCGCCCUGCUGCCCCCCCCACCUCCACCGCCGGGUCACGGCCCCCCCGGGAGGAGGAGGGGCCCUUGCGUCUACCUGAGGAGCCUGAUGACAUCACCUCCUCCGGGGGGGGAGCCGCACAGCAGGGGUCCCACACAGCUGUAACACACACACACACACACACACACACACACACACACACACACACACACACACACACACACACACACACACACACACACACACACACACACACACACUCACCGUCCAAUAGGAGAGCAGCUUCAGGACCACCUGAUGAAUCCAUCCAGUGAUACUCCACUUUAUUUAUGCUUUUUUGUGAAAGGUGCUUUAAAACAAUCAAAACAGACUGAUGGAUAUCAGACAUCUGUAGUCAAUAGGAAUUAUAGAACUACAAUUCCCACAGAGCCAAUCAGAACACAGAUGAGAGAAUGUAGACAAUCUGAGUUAGCUUAGCAUGCGAGGCUAAAUCCUCAUUCCUGAAGUUAAAGUUAAAAUAUGUUUCAGAAGAAAGAUGAGUUUAAUGAGUAUUAUUGUCUGUUUGUGAAAGUUGAGUAUCAGUGAUGUCACAGGUCAGGUGUCGCCUCCUCGUCCAAUCAGCUGCUCUCCUCAUCACCAGCCACUUCACCAGCUCAGAUUUUCAGAAUAAAAGCACCCACAGCUGAUGUCUUAUUUUAUACAUGCACCACGUGUUGAUUCCAUGUUAGUAUGUUUAAUCACACGGAGCGUCACUCCUGUUUUAUAAUCUAAAUAUUCCUCCUGAUUUACUCGUCCUCCUCGCUCAGAGUCCUCCGCUGCUAUGUAGUUUUAUAUAGCAGGUCUGCAGGAAUUGUCCUGCUUUAAAAGCUUUGCUCUUCAUAGAUAGAGAUGCUGCGGAUCGGAGGAGCUCUCUGAGUGUUGCUCUGCGUAGUUAUUCUCAUUUCCAAUCAAAGAUGUAUUUUAUAAAUCUGAAAAUGUCAGAUAUCUACAGAGUAGUUUAUUUUCAACGACCAAAGGGUGUAUGAAGUGUGUGUUACACUGCCUUACGCUGUCCUGUCGCUCUCUCUGUGUGUGUGUGUGUGUGUGUGUGUGGUGUGUGUGUGUGUGUGUGUGUGUGUGUGUGUGUGUGUGUGUGUGUGUGUGUCCAGCUUAUAUUUAUAUAUUAUUUGCUGUAAUUAUAUAAUAUAACUUGAACUCUCACACUGAUAAACACUGUGAGAGUUUAGGGGGCAUCCUGUGAACAGCGGCUCCUCACAGAGGCGGGAUGGAGCUCAUAUUCAAAAACACUUGUUCCUUUGUGCAAUUUAAAAAUGCUAAAUGUAUGGUAAAAACAAAGACCUCCCAAAUCUGUGCCAGAAAUUCCCAAAUGUCCAAGUAACAAACUCAGAAGUUGGCAAGAAGAAAAUUCCCAAAUUCAAGAAUUCAGUACUUAAAACUCGCAAAUGUACAUCAGAACAAAAGGUUGUGUGAUUGAACUGCUGAAUGUACCAGAAAGAAACUCAAAUAUGCCUGAAGUCAAACCCUGCUCGUGUUGCGUUAGGUCCUAUGGGAAACAGUAGGAAACAAACAGACGGUCACUCAUCAGAAGAGAACUUGAAAACUUUUUUAAAGUGAGUUUUAAAUACAUCAACAUUACUGCCAACUAUUUUAAUAACUGUUUUAUUUAUUGAAUUCAGAGGUUAAAUCAUGGAUUAACGAGAAAUCUUUAGAAUUCAGUAUUUUUGUGUUUAAUUCAGCAGAAUAUUCUCUAAACGCUGUUUCCAGCCUGUCCGACUUUAUAUCUCAUAUUAAGGUGAAUAUCUCGCACAUCACCUCGGAUAUUUUCCAUUUAAAAAAAAAAUCCAUAAUGAACAUCAUAGUUUUCUGCACUAGUCGUAGUUGUGACAUAAUUCCUAAACUCCCACGUGAUUUGAACGCAACACGUAAGUAUUACCUGUGUGAACAAACACAGGUGCAUUAUUUUCAUAAUAAUAUAAUAGGCUUGUGAGCUUUAAUCCUUCUGUUAGCUGUGUGUGUGUGUGUGUGUGUGUGUGUGUGUGUGUGUGUGUGUGUGUGUGUGUGUGUGUGUGUGUGUGUGUGUGUGUGUCUUUAUGCAGCAGUGCCUGUAUCAGACAGCAGGGGGGGCUGUUUAAUCAUCUGGAUCUGUGCACACACACAGUCUCUGUUUCAUCUGUAACGUGUGUGCCAAAAGUCUGUCAAUAAAGUGAGGAGUUUCUGAA